GUGUGUCGCGUGCAGACUUAGGAGUAGUGGAGAAGCGCGUGAGCCUCCUCGGAGCUGCAGCUUGUUGAAGGUGUUUAACCCAGCAGAACACUUUAAAAAAUGGCAGCCUCUGAAGAUAUUCAGGUGAAGGAGCUGGACAAGCGAGCAUCCGGCCAAGCGUUUGAGGUCAUCCUUGGUGCUCCUGCCCCUGAUGGGAAAGGCGACUUCCCUCUGUCUCCCCCCAAAAAGAAGGAUGUCUCGCUGGAGGAGAUCCAGAGGAAGCUGGAUGCUGCAGAGGAGAGGCGCAAGACCCAUGAAGCAGAGGUUCUGAAGCACUUGGCAGAGAAGCGUGAACACCAGAAGGAAGUGCAGCAGAAGGCUAUGGAGGAGAACAAUAACUUCAGCAAGAUGGCCGAGGAGAAGCUCCAGCAGAAGAUGGAGGCCAACAAAGAGAACCGCACAGCGAUCAUGGCAGCCAUGAAUGAGAAAUUCAAAGAGAAGGACAAGAAGCUGGAAGAGGUGAGGAAGAACAAAGAAACUAAAGAUCCCUCAGAAGAAACCUCGGAGGACUGAAGGCAACAAACGAGGGAUUGUUUACUGUUUUUUUUUUUUUACGUAUCCAAAGAUUGCUUUAUUUUUAUUUUUUUGUUCACCCGGUAUCGUUUUUCACUAUUCACCUUUUUGAAAUACAAGUUGUGACUAUUCCAGAUCUCCUGCUAGAAGUGUACUUGCGCUGGUAGUUCGUGUGGAUCAUUCCUCCUGGUGUUCUGUGACCAUCUGAUGCGUAGCUUUCGUCACUGCAGCUUCAUCCCCCUUCCUUUUUUUUUUUAAAAUGGAAAAUUAAUGGCGUGUCCUUGCCUUCUUGGGAAGCAUGUUUCUAUGCAUCAAUCUUUUUAUUGCACCCGUUUCAUAGUGCGUUUUUAAAACCGUCUGUGAACCACACCUGUUCUCGGCACUUCCUGUAUAUUUAAAAAGUAGCACAAGGUUCUAUCGAGGUGUCGGCUCUUCGGUACGCGGGUGUCUCUAACGCAGCCUUGCUACCCAGAUUCUGCUCAUUUUUCUCGUGCAGGUCGUGUUUUUGUGCCACUUCUGAUUCUUGGCUUUUUGUAAAUAAAAGAAGGGUGUUAUCUUCAAAGCACA
Molecule: messenger RNA, 1119 nt
Organism: Nematolebias whitei (Rio pearlfish)
Lineage: Eukaryota; Metazoa; Chordata; Actinopteri; Cyprinodontiformes; Rivulidae
Gene: stmn1a
Product: stathmin 1a
Exons: 5
Coding region: 100-552 (150 amino acids)
Biological process (GO): regulation of microtubule polymerization or depolymerization; neuron projection development; microtubule depolymerization
Cellular component (GO): neuron projection; cytoplasm
Molecular function (GO): tubulin binding
Source: RefSeq, a predicted model, not a curated record